GGUUUUUUCUCUUUCUUUUCCCUUCCAAUCUCUUCUCCCCUUCCUCGUAAAACCCUAACCCUAAUUCCUUCGAUGCGAAUCGAGCUCGCGAGGUCGCUAAUGGCGGAGAUCUGAGGAGGAGGAAGGGAGAGGGAGCGCGAAGCGGAGCGGAAACCCUAGGAAGCCCCCGACCUCCAUCCAUGGCGGCCUCCGCGAGCGCCUUUGCCGCUUUCGCUGCCGUACUCGUCUUCUUCUUUGUACCACACGUUCCUUUCGCCUUCUCCGCGGGAUCGGAACCCCCUUCGUUCUUCGACCGCCACGAGGCCCAGCUACAGCGCCUCGAAACCCUAGUCGAGACCCUCUCGAGGUCCGUCUCCGCCCUCGAGUCCUCCCUCUCCGCGUGCUCCGCCUCCGCCGCCAGAUCCGAGCAGCUGUUGCCCUCCCCCGUUCCGGAUCUCUCACCGGCGUCCGGCGCCGCCGCCGCCGCCGCCGCGGGCGGCGGCGGCGAGGGGAACUCGCGGGGGGUCGCCGUGACGAAGCACAGGACGCUGUGGUCGGAGCGGUUCCUGUUCGCCGCCGCGGCGCGGCUCGAGGACUCCGCCGCCGCCGCCGCCGCCGCGGUGCUCCCCUACGAGGACGUCGACGGCCUCAGCAAGUACUUCGCCGUCGGCGACUCCCGCGGCCGCGUGUACGUGUUCUCCGCCGCGGGGGACGUCCUCAUUGAGCUCCCCGCCUUCUCCGAAUCCCCUGUCACCGCUCUCCUCGCCUAUGUCUCCCGCCGCAAUGAGAGCCUCCUCUUCGUCGGCCAUGCCGACGGCUCCAUUGCCGCUCACCGUCUCUUCGAGUCCUCCGCCAAUGCAGCUGACGAUUGGUUCACCCUCUCUGUUGCAGGAUCCCGCCUCUUCAUCCGCGGCGGAUCCGAUUCGUCCCCUGUGCUCAUCCUCGAGGUCCAUCAGAUUGGACGUGCCCGCUAUGUCAUCACCUCGGAUGGCAGUGGAAGAAUUAGGGUUUUCACGGAGAAUGGGACCCUCUAUGGCACCGCCAUUGCCUCUAGCCGGCCUCUUGCUUUCAUAAAACAAAGGCUCCUCUUCUUGACCGAGACCGGUGCCGGAUCCCUUGACCUAAGGUCGAUGGCUUUGAGAGAAACGGAAUGCGAAGGUCUCAAUGGAUCAACCCCGAAAGCUUACUCCUUUGACCUGUCAGAGCGGUCGAAGGCCUAUGGGUUCACCGUUGGUGGCGACUUACUUCAUGUAGUCCUCCUUGGUGAUGUUGCCAAUCUUAAAUGUAGGGUUCGAGCCAUGAGGAAAUCGGAGAUCGAAAGUCCUGUCUCUAUCCAAACCAUGAAAGGCUAUCUCUUAAUUGCGAGCCAUGCCAAGGUCUUUGUCUACAAUAUCUCCUCGCAGUUCUAUGGGAGGGUUGGAGCUCCGCGGCCGCUCUUUUUCGCAACCCUCAAAGAAAUCAAGUCAAUGUUCGUGAAUUCUCAUGCUACUUCUGACGAAUCAUUAGUUGGGAUGCCUUUGAUCGCGGCCGAUCGCGAAAAGCUUGUGGUUUUAGGGUUUGGGGAUGGAUAUAUAGGUGUGUAUCAGUCAAAUUUCCCGGCAUUCAAGGUGGAGAGCAAUGCUGUGGUUUGGAGCGGCCCUGUUCUACUAUUCCUUUUGUUUCUGAUAGGGAUAUGGCAGUUCUAUGUGAAGAAGAAGGAUUCACUAGGUUGGACGCCUGAAGAGUCUUUCAACUCGCCAGUUGCUGCCGCACAUGCUAGCCUUCUCAAUCACACAGGUAGUGAUAGAGCUUAUGCAGAUGGUGCGCGCGCUGGCGAUCUUAGGGAACUGCGAGGUGGCGGUCUAAGAGGUGCGCCACGAAGGUAUGUUUCGCCUCCUCGCUUCUCGGCAGCGACAGGGAUACCAUAUAGACCUGUUUCUGCCGAUCCUGGUAUUAGAGGACCUUCGGAAUUGAAAUAUAGAGGACAAAAUUCAGAACCCAGUUUUGGUAAAAGAAGAGAUCUGUUGUUUCAAAACACUCAGGUCGUAGAGGAUCACGUCGAGUAGAGCUUGUUAGCUUGGGCUAGUGCACCUUUUUGAUGUUCGAAUUCAGAAUCAUGUUUCCACGUUUUAUAACUAUGAGGCAUGUUGUUGUAUUUCUGGAUAUGUUGUAAGAGUAAAAUACAGUCUCGAAAUGAGGCAGAAAUCAGAAACUGUAGCUUAGAAUCGUACCAGUUGUACUACUCGAGUGUUUUAGAAGCGCAAUUAUACGUUCCAUGGGAUGUGUAACAGCAUGGUCUUGCAAUAAUGAAAUCAGAGUUUCUUUACUGCUUUCCAUUAA
Messenger RNA from Ananas comosus (pineapple), 2298 nucleotides. RefSeq lists its product as uncharacterized. Gene Ontology annotation, molecular function: protein binding. The transcript has a single exon. Bases 180 to 2024 code for a protein of 614 amino acids. The record is from RefSeq and is a predicted model, not a curated record. Lineage: Eukaryota; Viridiplantae; Streptophyta; Magnoliopsida; Poales; Bromeliaceae.